CUACUCAGAGGCGAAAACCGAUUGGUAGUAGGUGACUUCAAUGCGCACCACGAUCUUUGGCACUCAAGCCUGGCCAAUGAUCGGAGGGGAAACAGUUUGGCUGAGCAGAUAGACGAUUCGACAUUCUGCACCAUGAACGACGACGCCCCCACCAGGAUUGUGGGCAGCUGCAGCAACUCGCCAGACGUAACAAUUGCUAGCGCUGGUCUGAUAAAUAGCAUAUCAUGGCGACCUAUGCUAACGUUAGCAUCAGACCAUCUGCCCAUAAUCAUCUCGAUCAAUAAGCCCACCGACUUUGCUCCCGCGGAUCACCGAACCUACACCAACUUCAACAAAGCUGAUUGGAACGGCUUCGCGGAAGUUACCGAGAGCAGCUUCGCCGCCCUCCCCACACCCACAGACGUACAUGCUGGCGAACGCCAGUUCCGCAAGGUAGUCACAGCCGCAGCAGCUCGCUUCAUACCGUCCGGACGCAUCGCGGAAGUCCGCCCAAAUUUCCCGGCUGAAGCAGCUGUCGACCCCGGGGACCCUCGCUUGAGGGAACUUAAUUUGGAGACUCGGCAACUGGUAAAUCAACACAAGCGGACAAAGUGGGAAGAGCACUUGAAGGCCUGUAACUUCACCUCUGGUGUGAGUAAGCUCUGGUCAACCGUGAGGUCCUUGUCCAACCCGACGAAGCGUGAUGACAGAGUGGAAAUUUCAUUCGAAGGUCACGCCUCAUCGGACCCGAAGAAAUGCGCAAACUAUUUCAGUCGGCAAUUCACACUGCAUCCUUCG
This is a messenger RNA of Rhagoletis pomonella (apple maggot), 777 nucleotides long. RefSeq lists its product as uncharacterized. Gene Ontology annotation, molecular function: catalytic activity. The annotation marks the transcript as partial. The record is from RefSeq and is a predicted model, not a curated record. The transcript is spliced from 2 exons. Lineage: Eukaryota; Metazoa; Arthropoda; Insecta; Diptera; Tephritidae.